AUGAGCAGUGAAAAUGAAAACGCAAGUUGUGAGGUUUUAGAGAGAGAAAAUGGAAGAACAAGUACAAGAGAUGACAUUUCCAGUUUCGGAAAAGCACUUGCAUCGAGAGCCAUUUAUGGUUCAAGCAGCAGCAGCAGCAGCAACCGCCGCACUGGAAGCAGCAGGGAAGCCAGAACACAACCCAGUAGGCUAAGUAAGGUUUCCUUGGCUGACGAUCCCAAUAUUAAUUCACAAUGA
Molecule: messenger RNA, 237 nt
Organism: Prunus armeniaca (apricot)
Lineage: Eukaryota; Viridiplantae; Streptophyta; Magnoliopsida; Rosales; Rosaceae
Source: the annotation of a GenBank genome assembly